Messenger RNA from Doryrhamphus excisus (bluestripe pipefish), 3192 nucleotides. Its product is annotated as DNA-binding protein SATB2-like. The record is from RefSeq and is a predicted model, not a curated record. Gene Ontology annotation, molecular function: DNA-binding transcription factor activity, RNA polymerase II-specific; RNA polymerase II cis-regulatory region sequence-specific DNA binding. NCBI's taxonomy places the organism in Eukaryota, Metazoa, Chordata, Actinopteri, Syngnathiformes, Syngnathidae. Gene Ontology annotation, biological process: chromatin remodeling; regulation of transcription by RNA polymerase II.
UGGAUGCUUUUACUUGUGCUCACACCUGAGUAUGACAACGUACCUACGCAAACAGUGACUUCCUGUUUAGUGCAAAGUAAGCUUAAAAAUAGGAAGUAUUAACUCAAAUUCUACUAUAUGUCGUGUCGUAUUUUAUUGUAGUCAAAGAUGAUAUCCUGAAAACUUGCCAUACCCACUUGCCAGACCUAGCGGUUAGCAUGUUCGAAUCUUUAGGCUGUAAAUUGCAUGUCCAUAGGUAUGAAUGUAUUUGCCCUACGAUUGGCCAGGUUGCACCCCAUGUCAAGCUCCACCAUACUGAAUAGACAGGGAAAUGUUCUUCAAACAACCCUAACCCGGAAAAAAAAAGAAAAGUGGGCAUUCCUAGACACACACCUAUGGGCUAACCCGCCCACCCUAUCCGUGUCAGUCGGGUUCCCGCCCCCUGAACUUCUCCCAGCCUCCUUCCCUCAGCUCCGAGACAGAGUAGCCAGUUGCUGAAGCAUCACUCGGACCUUCCUGCCGCUUGUGUUCAUGUGUGGGCUGCAAAGGAAAAGUUUGCCGUCAGUCUGGAGCCGCUCAGCUUUGCCAACGGAUGGACUUUAUUCACCAGCAAGCAAGGCGGCGUCAUGAAAAGUUCUACGCCGGGUGACCCACCGGGAGUGUGCAGGGGGAUGGAGCAGCAGGGAGCCGAAGUUGGUGAAGCCGAGAGCUUCCGAGGCAGCCCGGAUGAGGGAGGUGAGAGAGGUCACAGUCCCAUUCUGAGUGGAUCCCCGCCAUGCAAGAUGAGCCUUCUGGAAGUCAAUGGCGGUCCGGAUACUCCACAAGCCCGACUUGGCAGCGACGCACCGCUAAGGCCACUGGGAGGUGUGACGAUUCCUGUCUACUGCGUGGUGGAGCACGUAGAUGUGGGUGUGGCCAAUGUCAACGAGACGCGUGGUCACCGCCAUGCAGAAUUUGUGCUCGUCCGAAAAGACGUUUUGUUCACACAACUGGUGGAGACGGCACUACUGUCCCUGGGCUACUCGCACGGCUCAGCUGCACAAGCUCGAGGCAUCAUCAAAGUGGGCCAGUGGAAGCCGAUGCCCAUCCACUGCCUAACAGACGCUCCAGAGGCCACGGUAGCAGACAUGCUGCUGGACGUUUACCACAUGGUCACGCUGCGGAUCCUGCUGCACAGCUUUUCCCGGCUGGAGGAGCUACCCUCCGAACAGUGGACGCACGCCACCGUAAGGAAGGCCCUCAAAGAGCUGCUCAGUGAGACCAACCAGAGUGCUCUGGCCAAGGAGUGUCCGCUUUCCCAGAGUAUGAUCUCUGCCAUCGUCAACAGUUCCUAUUAUGCCAACAUCUCCAUCUCCAAAUGCCAGGAAUUCGGACAUUGGUACAAACGAUACAUACGCGUCCAAGGCGACUAUGCAGACAAAAAGUGGCAGCCACGGGACAAAUCGGAUGUGAAAGUGGAGAGAGACUGGGAGCCAAGUGCUCUGACCAAGCGACUUCCCUCCUUUUUGCCCUACCUGGGUGCCACCGGAGGCAUCAAAACUCACCUACUGGAUCCGCAAACCUCCGCCAUGCUCCACCAUCCGACCAAUCCGUCUCCCAGCCCUCCUCUGCGCCCCCAGGGUCUACCUCAUCUGGGCCAUGCUGGCCUCCUGCCCCCGCAGCUCAUGCGGCAUCAGCUCACCAUGGCGCACCUCAUCAACCAGCAACUGACCGUCAACCGCUUGCUCUCCCAGCAUCCCCCGUCUGCAGUCAUCCAGCAAUACGUCAACCACACGUCUAUCUCACAAACAUGCAAGAGCCUCAGGAGCCCCGCAGAACCCGUCGCCACCUGUUCAGGAGCUGAAGUCUCCUCUGAUAUCUACCAGCGAGUCAGGAGCGAAUUGAAGAGAGCCAGUGUCUCUCAAGCGGUCUUUGCCCGGGUGGCCUUUAAUCGCACGCAGGGCUUGCUGUCGGAGAUCCUACGCAAGGAGGAAGAUCCCCGCUCAGCUUCACAGUCGCUGCUGGUCAACCUGAAGGCCAUGCACAGCUUCCUGAGUCUACCGGAAGGCGAACGAGACCGCAUCUACCAGGAAGAGCGAGAGAGAAACACUCACACCAACCACAACCCCGUCUCCAAUGGCAACACACACAGACACAUGCCGACUAAACCCAGUACAGAGACUCCCGUCAAGGUGGACUCGCUGGUAAACAUCACAUCGGGGAUCUAUGAAGAGAUCCAGCAGGAGAUGAAGAGGGCAAAGGUCUCCCAGGCUUUGUUCGCCAAGGUGGCAGCAAACAAAAGCCAGGGUUGGCUUUGUGAGCUUCUCAGAUGGAAAGAGAACCCAAGCCCUGAGAACCGCACACUAUGGGACAACCUGUGCACCAUCCGCAGAUUCCUUUCCAUCCCGCAAGCCGACCGCGAUCAGGUUUAUGAGGAGGAGGCGAGGCAGCAGCACGGUGACAAGCUCCAUUCUGUCCUGCACAUCCCAGAGCCGCAGGCGCCAUCUCUGCCACCUCUGAGACCUCUAUCCCCUCUACAUGUCGACCCACAGCUCAUCGCCUUGCCCCUCCUGCGAAAGUCAGAAAGCGGGCCACCUGAGCUUGAGAUGAGCCCUGCCUUUGGAGGACCAAAAAAGGCCCGUUCAAGAACCCGAAUUUCCCUGGAGGCGCUGGGGAUCCUGCAGAGCUUCAUUGGCGACGUUGGCCUCUACCCUGACCAGGAGGCGAUACACACCCUGUCGGCCCAGCUAGACCUGCCCAAGCACACCAUUGUCAAGUUCUUCCAGAACCAGCGCUACAACUUCAAGCACCACAAUUCCAAGGAGGCGGGCUUUGGGGAGGACGAGCGGGAGCGUCCCUCGGAGAAGGGGCUCUAUGUGUGCGAGGAGUCCAGUGAAGAUGGGAGAGCUUCAGCGGAGGCCUUUGGAAUCGAGAGGGAGGUGGAAAUUGAUCGAGAAGAAGGGGAUUGUGGGAAAGCAACAGCAACAUCAUCAUCGCCAUACAGCAGCCUGGACAGCCCAAAUUCUGCAGAGCAGCAGAGAUAACGUGGACAAAAAUGUGAAGCAUCCAUGACAAUUUACACCCUCUGUAGUCUGUUUUUUUCUUAAUUCCCAAGUAUGAUGCAGUGUCUUGGUACACCUAAACCGGAGCCACUUCCAUGUUCCUUUAUGAAUAUAUAUAUAUAAUUUAUUGUCCCGUUGUUGCUGCAUCCAAUGAGCUACAUGUGAAACAACA